AUGGCCAGUCAAAAGAUAGAGGAUUCAACCCUUCUUCCCUCACCACCUGCUUCAUCGGAAGGAGAUUACCGCCCUGUCUACCCAUCUACAUACGGCCUGAUUGACAACAGCAUGGAGCAAUUUCCGAUGGUUGCAGAGUUUGACCCAAGCACUCCACCACACCAGAUGCUCUACGGCUCUCCCCCACAAUAUUACCAGCACAUCCCUACUUCGCACCCGAUCCCAAUAAUGCUUAAUAACCAGGCUCAUACUCCACACAUCAUGGGGGCACAUCUUCCAAUGAGGAUUCAAUCUGCAUCACCCCCAUACUCGCCGUCACCACCUCGAAAGAGCUCAGCCAGAAGCAAAGCCAGAGCCAUUCGCUCCCCAAAAGAGAAACGUGGCCGUGGCCACAGAAACACUGCAAGUGGAACGAAGACAAGAAUCGCCCUUCCAGGGCCCCUGUCCGAGAUUACCGCCCAUUUCACAGAUGUCCCAGUCCGGGAUAUGGAGGCCCAUGUGAACCGACCAACACCGGCUCGGCUCGAAGAGGCCAGACUGAGAGGUUUGGCUGGAAACAAGGCAGUUGCUCGCCCCAUGAAUGCAUUUAUGCUUUAUCGAUCUGCCUACACAGCUCGUUGUAAGGAGUAUCUGGGCAUGGAAAACCACCAAGAGAUUUCCAGGGCUAUAGGUGCGAGUUGGCGGCUGGAGUCGGAAUCCUUCAAAGGUCGAUUCAACGAAUGGUCGCGCAUUGAGCGAUCAAACCAUGCAGUCGCUUUCCCCGGAUACAAAUUCCAGCCCAAAAAAGACACCGGAGUCGCACGACGAACAGAAAUUGAGCUUACCCCUCCUCGCUCUUCUGUCUCAGCAGCUGGUGAUAUGGGUAGUCCUACUGACUGGGAUGAACUUGAGCCUGAAUUCUCACUGGCACCACCUUAUCUGCAUCGCCGCACGCAGAGCUUUGAGAUAUCGAGCCGAUCCUCAAGCCCCUUCGAAAGCUACCAUGGCCUCCCACCAACCCUCACAUCAAGCUAUGAUGCAAACUGGAACACGAGCUUCCCCUCGCAAAGCCUCCCAACCAGCCUGUCCACGAUCCACCCCGACAUGCUCCAAGGCGCCAGCUUUGACAGCGAUAUCCACGGACUGCAGGAUCUGUCCAAUGAUAUGCCCAGCGGAAUCAAUGGAAUUCCGGGUGGUAGUCAUGACGAUCUCUGCCAAACUUCUCAGUCUCUUCCAAUCCUUAUCAGCAAUGAACACAUGGACCCGCAGCUGCUGCAGUACAGCCAGAAUCCUCCGACCACCUAUGAACAUGGAGUCAUGUCGCCGGCUCACAUCUACGGUUUUGAAGAUGGCGGUUACAUCUCCAACUCGAUGCCUUCUGGUCACUCUAGCCCGAAGGCUUACAUGGGAGGGUCAUGGGAAUACAUAGAUAACCCCCCCUACUUCAAGCUUUUAAAGUAUACUAACAGGAGGACGAUACCCAUGAUCGGAGACGACUCAUGA
Molecule: messenger RNA, 1482 nt
Organism: Penicillium manginii
Lineage: Eukaryota; Fungi; Ascomycota; Eurotiomycetes; Eurotiales; Aspergillaceae
Product: HMG-box domain-containing protein
Exons: 3
Coding region: 1-1482 (493 amino acids)
Biological process (GO): regulation of transcription by RNA polymerase II
Cellular component (GO): nucleus
Molecular function (GO): DNA-binding transcription factor activity, RNA polymerase II-specific; RNA polymerase II cis-regulatory region sequence-specific DNA binding
Source: RefSeq, a predicted model, not a curated record